AUGAGCCAGAAGGGUGCUCUUUCGAGCCGUGUGAUGAACAUGAAGUUCAUGAAGUUUGGUGCUAGUGCCAGUGCUGGUGCCAGUGCCAGUGCUGGUGCCAGUGCAGAGGGGACUAGCAGUACUGCGACAGAGGAUGGUGGUAGCACCGGCAGCAGCAGUGCAGAGAAUGCUGGACAGCAGCUGGCGCAGCAGCACCGUACCCAGGAACAGUUCACAGUGACGCUGCCCGCCGGAGUCAGUCGGCGCACGAAGAGUCUGCAGGUGAGGAGACGAAGGCCCGUGGUGCUCAGCAACGCAAGCUACACGGAUUUGAACAGGGGGAUGCUUAACAUGGAGGGCAGGACGACAUUUGGUGCUCCGCCGAAGAGGGCCCGGGAGGAGGACGAGGCAGGGCAGGGCUGGAAGGACGCUGAUGCAGAUGGGUACGAUCUAGACAAGAUAUUAAAGGAAACGGCGACUAGCAAAGACACUACCAAGAAGAGUAAGAAGACGAAACGGAAAGUAGAGGAAUAA
This is a messenger RNA of Huiozyma naganishii CBS 8797, 513 nucleotides long. It is a transcript of the gene MPP6, whose product is annotated as Mpp6p. The record is from RefSeq and is a predicted model, not a curated record. NCBI's taxonomy places the organism in Eukaryota, Fungi, Ascomycota, Saccharomycetes, Saccharomycetales, Saccharomycetaceae. The transcript has a single exon. Bases 1 to 513 code for a protein of 170 amino acids.